AUGGCGUCCUCGUCUUCUGCUCCCGCCAAACGCUUGAGCCAAGUCGUCAGCCACAUGGCGUCCCCUUCCACCUCGGGCAGCGCAGACGUCUUCCACUCGACACCCUACGCACCACCCGACGCCAUCUUUGCCCUCACGGCAGGCUACCAGCAGGACAAGUUCGACAAGAAGGUCAACCUCGGCGUCGGAGCCUACCGCGACAACGAGGGGAAACCGUUCGUCUUGCCCGUUGUCAGGAAGGCCAAGCAGAUCCUCGCGAGCGACGACUCGAUCGACCACGAAUACCUCCCCAUCGCCGGCCUGCCCUCGUUCGUUUCUGCGACUUCAAAGCUCAUCUUCGGUGCGGACAGUCGCGCAAUCAAGGAGGACAGGGUCGUGACGAUCCAGACGAUUUCCGGGACAGGCGCGAAUCACUACGGCGGAGCGUUCCUGCAGAGGUUUUACGAGCCGUGGCUGGGGAAGAGCAAGGAGGAGAAGAAGAUCUACGUCUCGAAUCCGACAUGGGCGAAUCACAAAGCGAUCUUCAACAGCGUCGGCUUGACCCCCGUCGACUACCCCUACUACGACUCGUCGACGAUCGGACUCGCCCUCUCCUCCUUCCUCGACUUUCUUCGAACAGCGCCAGCACAGUCCGUCAUCCUCCUCCAUGCGUGCGCGCACAACCCGACUGGAGUCGACCCGACGAGGGACGAGUGGAAGGAGAUUGCCAAGAUCUUCAAGGAGAAGGGUCACUUUGCUUUCUUCGACUGCGCGUAUCAGGGCUUCGCAUCGGGCGACCUCGACAACGAUGCCUGGGCGGUCCGACACUUUGUCUCCGAGUCGAUCCCCCUGCUCGUCUGCCAGUCCUACGCCAAGAACGCCGGUCUGUACGGCGAGCGCAUCGGCGCACUCAACAUCGUCGCCUCCCACGCAGGCGACGUCGAAGGCGGUGCGGCGCGAAUCAAGUCCCAGCUGCUCAUCCUCCAGCGUCAGGAGAUCUCGAACCCUCCGACGUUCGGAGCGCGGAUCGUCUCGCUCAUCUUGAAUGACGAGAAGCUCUUCGCCGAGUGGAAGGAGGACAUCGAGACGAUGGCGCAUCGGAUCAUUGCGAUGAGGGAGCGGUUGCAUGCGUUGCUUGUCGACAAGUACAAGACGCCGGCGCCGGGCCCGAACGGGUGGGACCAUGUUGUCAAGCAGAUUGGCAUGUUUACCUUCACCGGCCUGAAUCCCACGCAAUGCAAAGCCAUGGUCGAGAAAGGCCACAUCUACAUGACCGCCAACGGACGAAUCAGUAUGGCGGGCAUCAACGACAAGAACGUCGAGUGGGUCGCCGAGUGCAUCGACAAGGCGAUUCGCGGACAGCUUUGA
Messenger RNA from Rhodotorula toruloides NP11, 1347 nucleotides. Its product is annotated as aspartate aminotransferase, cytoplasmic. Gene Ontology annotation, biological process: L-aspartate biosynthetic process. Gene Ontology annotation, molecular function: pyridoxal phosphate binding; L-aspartate:2-oxoglutarate transaminase activity. The transcript is spliced from 8 exons. The record is from RefSeq and is a predicted model, not a curated record. Gene Ontology annotation, cellular component: cytosol. Lineage: Eukaryota; Fungi; Basidiomycota; Microbotryomycetes; Sporidiobolales; Sporidiobolaceae. Bases 1 to 1347 code for a protein of 448 amino acids.